This is a messenger RNA of Seminavis robusta, 459 nucleotides long. The record is from the annotation of a GenBank genome assembly. NCBI's taxonomy places the organism in Eukaryota, Bacillariophyta, Bacillariophyceae, Naviculales, Naviculaceae.
AUGGUGUCUUGGAUUGGAAUGUAUUCCGAGUUUGAAAGAAACCACGGCUUGCACACAACGCUCGACGCUAUCUUUAAGGUAAUGGCACUCGCAAUGGACGCCAGAGAUUACGAAGAAGAUGUUGCAGAGGAGUCAUUCAACACCUACAGAGCAUUUGCCCAUUUGUUUGGACAUGAAAUGACACCGACCUUGCUUCAAAAAGAAUUGGAGAGUGUCCGAAGCCAGUUUGAGGAAGCUGUCUUGAACUUGGAGACGGAGGUGCAGCAACAAGCCGCGAGGGAAAGCUUUGAGACGUGGUGGCCGCUGGCUCACAGUCACAUCGACUUUGUCAAGGAGGACAAGGAUUUGCUGCUUGUUGAGCGGCCCCAGUACACACCACUAGGGUCUUCAAUGGAAGACAACGAGAAAUGGAUAGAACGAAAGCACACAAGCACAACCUCCUUUGUCAAAAUUGGGUAG